Tarenaya hassleriana is the source of this 2643-nucleotide messenger RNA. Its product is annotated as monosaccharide-sensing protein 1-like. Gene Ontology annotation, molecular function: myo-inositol:proton symporter activity. Gene Ontology annotation, cellular component: membrane. The record is from RefSeq and is a predicted model, not a curated record. The transcript is spliced from 6 exons. Gene Ontology annotation, biological process: transmembrane transport. NCBI's taxonomy places the organism in Eukaryota, Viridiplantae, Streptophyta, Magnoliopsida, Brassicales, Cleomaceae. The coding region runs from base 208 to 2415 and encodes 735 amino acids.
CUUUUUUUUUCUCGCUUAAAUCCUCCAUAAAAUUUCUAGAUCUCUUUUUGGGUACGAUCCUCGUAAAAAUCGUUCUUUCUCUUCCUUUUUUUAGCCGCCAGAAAAUUUUCGUAAAGGCAGCAUCUUUUUUCCCGAGAAAAUAUAAUCUCUCCGGUGAGAGAUUUAUUCGAGCAUUGGAGACUAAAGGGUUGGACAAAAGGUCGGAGAAUGAAGGGGGCAGCGCUUGUUGCUCUCGCAGCCACCAUUGGCAAUUUCUUACAGGGAUGGGACAAUGCGACCAUCGCAGGAGCUAUGGUUUAUAUCAAGAAUGAUAUGAAUCUGGCUACCUCGGUGCAAGGCCUUGUCGUGGCCAUGUCCCUGAUCGGAGCCACGGCCAUUACAACAUGUUCAGGACCCAUAUCCGACUGGCUUGGGCGACGGCCGAUGCUGAUAUUCUCUUCGAUCCUUUAUUUCAUCAGCGGUUUGAUAAUGGUUUGGUCUCCGAACGUGUACGUCUUGUGCUUGGCUCGGCUUUUGGAUGGUUUCGGGAUCGGUCUGGCAGUGACACUCGUCCCUUUGUACAUCUCUGAAACUGCUCCUCCUGAGAUAAGGGGACAGUUGAACACACUUCCUCAGUUCAUGGGAUCUGGUGGGAUGUUCUUGUCUUAUUGCAUGGUUUUCGGUAUGUCUUUGAGUGCUUCUCCCAGCUGGAGAGGAAUGCUCGGAGUUUUAUCCGUCCCUUCGCUCUUGUAUUUGGCUUUCGCGAUGUUUUACUUGCCCGAGUCUCCGAGGUGGCUCGUCAGUAAAGGAAAGAUGGUCGAGGCUAAGAAGGUGCUUCAGCGGUUAUGCGGCAGAGAAGAUGUUUCCGAUGAGCUGGCUUUGCUAGUUGAAGGAUUAGGGAUCGGAGGAGAAAAAACGAUGGAAGAACUCAUAGUCGCCCCUGCUGAUAACGCCAUCGAUGAUGAGCUUGAACCCGUCGACGAGAAUGAGAAAUUCCGGCUUUAUGGAACUCAUGAGAAUCAUUCUUACAUAGCAAAACCUCUCCCUGGUCAAAGUUCCAUUGUAGGACUCCGUUCACGCCACGGGAGCUUGGCAAACCAAAGCAUGAUUCUCAAGGACCCACUCGUGAAUCUAUUCGAUAGUCUCCAUGAGAAGUUACCGGAAGCUUCCGGAAGCAUGAGGAGUGCAAUUUUCCCAAACUUCGGGAGCAUGUUCAGCACGGCUGCUGACCAGGCUCACACCAAGAAUGCGCAUUGGGAAAGGGACGUCGAGAAUCAAGACAAAGAUAUCGACGAUUAUGCUUCUGAAGAGGCUUCGGGUGAAGAUUCUGAUAACGAUCUCCGCAGUCCACUGAUCUCGCGCCAAACGACCAGCAUGGACAAAGACAUGAUUCCACAUCCUACCGGUGGAAGCACACUCAGCAUAAGAAGGCAUAGCACUCUCAUACAAGGAAAUGGCGAAGCCGGGGCUAGCAUGGGAAUCGGUGGAGGAUGGGUAAUGGCAUAUAAAUGGAACGAGAAAGACGGGGAAUGCAAAAGGUAUUACAUCAAAGAAGAUGGAGCUGCAUCUCAUCGCGGGUCUAUCCUUUCGCUUCCCGGCGGUCAGGACAUGACCGGAGGUGGCAGUUAUGUACAUGCCUCGGCUCUUGUCAGCCAAUCUGCUCUAGGCUCUAAGUUACGUAUGGGCUCGGCUCUGAUUCACCCGGAGAAAACUGCUUCAGAAACUCCCAUCUGGUCUGCUCUUCGUGACCCGGGUGUCAAGCGUGCUUUAGUUGUCGGGGUCGGACUUCAGAUUCUACAACAGUUUUCGGGUAUCAAUGGAGUUCUCUACUACACUCCUCAAAUUCUCGAAGAAGCUGGGGUAGACAUUCUUCUCUCGAACUUGGGUCUAAGUUCCGUUUCCGCAUCGUUCCUCAUCAGUGCUUUCACUACCCUCCUUAUGCUCCCCUGUAUCGCCGUUGCCAUGAGGCUGAUGGAUGUCUCGGGAAGAAGGGCACUGCUUCUGUCGACAAUCCCGGUUCUUAUCGUCUCGCUUCUCGUCCUUGUCCUGAGCGAACUCGUGCAUAUCAGUACCGUGGUCAAUGCUGCGAUCUCAACUGGUUGUGUCGUGAUAUACUUCUGCUGCUUCGUGAUGGGUUACGGUCCGAUCCCUAACAUUCUCUGCUCGGAGAUAUUCCCGACCCGUGUCCGUGGUCUCUGCAUCGCCAUCUGCGCCAUCGUUUUCUGGGUAGGAGACAUCAUCGUCACUUACUCGCUUCCCGUUCUUCUGGGUUCCAUCGGUUUGGUGGGAGUCUUCGGCAUCUACGCUGCAGUCUGCAUCGUCUCGUGGAUCUUCGUGUUCUUGAAAGUCCCCGAGACAAAAGGCAUGCCGUUGGAGGUCAUCACCGAGUUCUUCGCGUACGGAGCUCAGCAAGAUCUGUCUGCAAAGGAUAUAUAGCCGCUGCCAUUGAUGCCCAUCUCAGUUUCAUGCUAUAGAAUCUGCUCCAUCUGAUGAUUUUCUUCCCUUCUGAUGUUUCGUAAAGAAAACCCUCAAUCCGUUUUUUUUUUCUCACCAGAUUUUCUUCUUUAUAUCGAACAGUUUGGAUAAUUUGCUCUAUGCAAAGUUCGGAUCUUUGGUCCUUCUGUCUUUUUUUGUCGUAUGAGGAAACACAGGAGAGUCAUUACA